AUCAUCAAUAAUAAUUAUAUUAAUUAUUAAACUGAAUUGUUAUAAACAUAAUGUGCAAUAAAUUAGUGCUGAUUUAUGGAUAUUUUAUGAAAAAUUAAUGGACAUUGUCGAUGCUGUCAAAGCUAAAAAAAAAAAUAUUAAUUUGUUAAAAAAUGGACAAAUGAUAACAAGAAGUGUUGCUGAAUUAUUUUAUGUACAAAUGUAAUCCAUCAAACACAAUCAUUGAGAUAAAAAAAAAUAAAAAAUGGCUAAAUUGGCUUGUUAUUUACAAUAACAAAUAAAAAAAUAAAUAAACAAUUGGUCUAUUUGAAUAAUAAAUUACAAUAUCUUCAUUAUUGAAUGGUUAACUAAAUAUUGAAGCAAAAAAAAAUAUUGAUAAUAAAAUCAGAAGAGACAUUAUUUUUAUUAAACAAAUAAUAUUGAUAGUGAAAAUUAUAAAUAUUGUGAAUACUGUUGAAAAUAAAAUUUAUAAAACAUGCCGGUUUUUCUAGAAUCUUGUAGUGAGCAAAGUCAAGCACAAUCUGUUAUUAUCAUUCAUCCAGGUUCACGAAAUUUGAGAAUGGGACGUGCCUCAGAUUUAAAUCCUGUAACAGUAUUAAAUGCAAUUGCCAGAAGAGUAUUACCACAUGGAAAAAUGCACAGAGAUCCUUUUCUACCACCACUUGUUCCAAGGACGAAAGAAUUAACUCAAGCAAUGGAAGAAUCACGUCUUCAAGUAUCCCACACGCUGCAGUCAUGUUUACAAUCAGAUGGUAGACGAAGAUAUGCAACACCACCACAACAAAUAUCUGCAUUUAAUAGACGAUCAAAUCCCGAUAUUUUAUCACCAUAUAUGAACAACUGGACACAAACAGAUGAAGAUGUAAUUGUUGGUGAUGACGUACUAAAUAUAAAUCCAUCUGAAAAUUAUAAUAUUCAUUUUCCAUAUCGACGUGGUGAGCUAAAUGUUCAUUCAGGACCUGGUGGUAGUCUAAAAGCUGUUUUAGCUGAUUUACAAAAAAUUUGGGAAUUUGUUUUAAUUAAUAAAAUGUCUAUUGAACUUAAAGACUUGAAACAUUAUCGUGCUGUACUUGUUAUACCAGAUAUUUAUAAUAGACAUUAUCUCAAAGAAUUAACAACAUUAUUGCUGACGGAAAUUGGAUUUGGUGGGUGUUUUUUAAUACAGGAUCAUGUUGCUGCUACAUUUGGUGCUGGUUUGGGUUAUGCAUGUGUUGUUGAUGUUGGUGAUCAAAAAACAUCAGUGUCUUGUGUUGAAGAUGGUAUUUCUCAUAGAAAUACAAGAGUAAGAAUUGAUUAUGGUGGUGGUGAUAUAACACAAACAUUUUAUUGGCUACUUCAAAAAUGUGCAUUUCCAUAUAAAAGCUGUAAUUUAUCAAAUCAUUUGGAUGCAUUAUUGAUAAGUCAAUUGAAAGAAGAUUCUUGUCAUGUUGAUUUAAAUGUUUGUGGAUCAAAAGAAAAAGUAAUAUCUGUUAAAAAACCAAAAACACCAAUUGAAAGAUAUACUCUUCAAGUUGGUGAUGAGUGUUUGGUAGCACCACUCAGUUUAUUUCAACCAGAAUUAUUUAAAAUCACAGGAACACACAAUUUACAUGUACAAAAACGUUAUGUAGGAGAUUCAGAAGAUCCUCAUGAUGAAAAUUAUCUUCGUGAAACAAGUAGAAGAGGCCCAAAAGAAAAUCUUGAACAAACACUUGAGCUUCAAGAAGAGUCUGUUACAUCAGCAGUAACAGCAGACGAUGAAGUUGUCGUUGAUAAUGUUGAUUCAACACCAAAUACUCUUGCCAAUCGUGAUCAAGAUGUACCAAGAGAUUUUGUUGUUGGUCCUCAACAAAUUUUAGGACUUGAUCAUGCUGUUUUACAAAGCAUUGAUCGAUGUCCAACAGAUGAAUUAAAACGUAAAAUGUACAGUUGCGUACUAAUUGUUGGAUCUGGAAUGAAAUUUCAAGGUAUUGGAACGUGGCUUCACAAUCGUAUAUCACUGCAGAUACCUUACAUGUACAGAGCAGAACAAUUGGAUAUAAUAACAGCACCAAAAGAAAUGGAUCCAGGUAUGACUGUUUGGAAAGGUGCUGCAAUAUCUAGUUGUCUUGAAUCAGCUCAAGAACUCUGGAUUGCAAAAGAAGAAUGGCAACAAUACGGUGUCAGAGUUCUUAGAGAACGUGCUGUAUUUAUGUGGUGAUUCAACUUCAUCAUUUGUAGAAGAUCCUGUAAACGCAUUUUGGUUCUGUCAUCACGAUGAUAACUUCCAAUAUCAGCUUCAGCAAGAAAAUGAGCACAAAUUGCUAGUUCUGGAGAAAAAUAUGAAGAAGUUUAAUUAACUUACACCGAGAAAUUCUUGAAAUUCUGGAGAACUUGGAAACACUUUAUCAACAACUGCUUUCUAAAAUUCAAAAAAAAUCAUCAAUUGUCAUCUCAAUGGAAUCAUAAAUAUCAAAAGCCAAAUCCAGUAUAAAAAUCUACUCUGCCAAAUACAUCAUUGAUAUUGAAAAAUGGAUUUUUAAGUCACAACAACACCGAGGAAAAAAAAAAUCAAAACAUCAACAACUCAAGGAGCAAAUGAACAUCUUGGUGAUAAUAAUUGGUUCAAACAUACAGUAUGGGAUGUUAUAAUCUCAAUUCAAAUUUGGAGAGAAAGGGCAGGCUUUUGCAAUUGUCGUGGAUCCCUGCGGGUGGACUAUGCUUCCAUGAAAAUAUAUAUAAAUAUCAAAAUAUGCAGCAUAGCUGGUACCUGAUGAAUAUAUACAGUGAAAAACCAAGCCAAAUAAUUCGAGAUGCAUUGAGUCUGAGCUUCAGAUGAAAUACAAUAUAGUCUGGAUGUAUAGUCGGAUAAACUACUCAUCUCAAAAAGCCGAAAGUCGAUCGUGGUAAUCGGGGAUGAGAGUGAGUAAUCGUGCCUCAAGAGGAUACAUCUCGUAUAUAAACACACGUGUCAUCGUUGGGAAAUAUAUGCUGAAAAAUUAAUGAUGAAAAAAGAAAGAAGCCAUGUAUAAUCAACCAAAAUUAUGUGUAUAUACAUUUUGUAAGACCAUUGAUUCACUGCCGAAAAGUCAUCAUCAUUAAUUUUGUGACUUUAAGGUGGAUCCAUAAUCAAAAUAUUUAAUUGAAUACAAUCAUAAUGAUGAGACCAGUGGCAAUGCAAACGAGAAUUCCAAGGGGAUAGCUGGCAUAAUAUGUAUAUAAUUGUAUAUAUAUAUGUAUUUGAAGAUUGCGUGUAAUGCAGUGUAAAGGUGAUGGAAAUAAGAGUUGAGUAGAAGAGGGAGAGAAGAGUCCCCAGGGUAAACUGACUUUCACCUGCCAUAAUCAGGGCACAAAUUGGUGGGGGCCGUUAGCCAGUCUCACCCGGAGGCACUCUGUGAUCUUUAGACGCUAAUCAGGACCUCUCGCGCCCCGGCAUGACAAUUAUCUCGAUGCAGAAAAAACACGCGACUUUUCAUUCAAACGGCUGUAUAUCAACUUCAUGGAAAUUCUUGUUUGGAAGUAAUGAGUGAUAAUGCUGAAGAGGGUAAUGCUGCUGAACCAGCACCAGAUGAUUAUACGAUUGCUGAAGCAGGUCAACCAGUGGAGCCGGAUAUAGGACCGACAGUUGAGAUUGAAGAUCUGGAGGUGGAACCUUUCACGCCAGAAUACGAAAAUCCCUCUCACCAUGUCAGAUUUCAGUCGCAUUCCAAGAGAUAUUCGUGGACUGCACUUGGAAAUGACCAGAUUGAUGAAAAUAAAAAUAAAAUUCACAGCACUAAAUUUACCCAGACGUUCUUCAAGUAUAUGAAAAAUUUAUCAAAUAAAAGAUUUUUAGAAAUAAUUAAUAUGAAAAUUGAUCAUGAAAAUAAUAAUACAAUUUUUUAUCGAGCAUCAACGGAAUAUUUACUUGAAGAUUUUCGUUUAAGCAAAACAGAAAUUCAUUGAUAAAAUGAUAAAAAAACUUGCAGCACCACCUGUUAAUAUUUAACGGUAAACUUUUUACUCAGCUUUUGCUAGCUUUUUUUAAAUUAACCCCAGUUGGUCGAUAAUAUUUUCCGGGACAACUUACCCUCAGUUGCAACCCCUAAAAAAGAAUAUUUUUCUAUUACAGAAAAGGAGAGAAAAAAUUCUAGAUUACUAUUUUAUCAAAUACAAAAUAAUUUGUAAAUAAAUAAACAACAUUUUACAUUUUUUUUUUUUUGUCACUUACAAUAUGUAUAUUAUUAUCGAGUUUAUUAAAGAUUAAUUAAUACGAUAUUAAGUAUCAUAUAUAAUUGUGCAUUGUAGUUUAUCAUAUACAAAAUGUUAUGCUUAUUAUUUGACAUAACAAUUCAUGUAUUUAAAUAUUGUAGUAUUAGCAAUUUAAUUUAUUUUAAAUAUUCUUAUUAAUUAAAUUUCGUUUUUUAUUUAUUUUUUGUUUCUUUUUCGUCGAAUUAAAGAUCGACUCUACGUGACCUUGAU
Aphidius gifuensis is the source of this 4419-nucleotide messenger RNA. It is a transcript of the gene Arp8, whose product is annotated as actin-related protein 8. Gene Ontology annotation, cellular component: Ino80 complex. The transcript is spliced from 20 exons. The coding region runs from base 476 to 2179 and encodes 567 amino acids. Lineage: Eukaryota; Metazoa; Arthropoda; Insecta; Hymenoptera; Braconidae. The record is from RefSeq and is a predicted model, not a curated record. Gene Ontology annotation, biological process: regulation of DNA-templated transcription; double-strand break repair.